Drosophila bipectinata is the source of this 1499-nucleotide messenger RNA. RefSeq names its product galectin-4. NCBI's taxonomy places the organism in Eukaryota, Metazoa, Arthropoda, Insecta, Diptera, Drosophilidae. The record is from RefSeq and is a predicted model, not a curated record. Gene Ontology annotation, molecular function: carbohydrate binding.
UUUUAUGUCAAAUGCUAAACAAUCAAAAAGUGCCGCCCAGCAAAUGUCAUUUUUUCGUAGUAUUUUAAUACCACAGCCGAUCCUUUUUUACAAGAAGACAACAAGUGGAGCGCCAGCAGGAUCUUUAAUAUGCGUAGACGCAGAAGAUGGGGGGCCAGGCGAUGAGUGUUUAUCCGAGGGCGACUCACGUAGUGAGGAGGCGGAGGAUGGACGCGAUCACCGAGUUUUACGAGAAGCGAUCUACUGUCCACCGCCGAAAGCUCUACUUGGUGACCGAGAUCCCGCAGCCAGGACUAUGCUUCGUCUUCCACGGAAUGUGUCUCCCCGGGUGCGAGCACUUCCUCAUCGACUUCAUGACCGAGGCGGGCUACGAGGUCUGCGACAACUGUAACGUGGUGCUUCGGAUAGGAGCACGUCUGCCCCAGAACUAUCUUACGCGAAACUCCCGCCUAAGGGGCCUGUGGGGCCCCAUGGAGCGGGCCUCUAACCUCAGCUUCCAAUUGUCCCGCGGCAAGUCCUUCUGGAUGCAGAUCCUGAUCACCGAGGAGUGCUUUCUCAUUUCCGUGAACGGCUAUCACUUCGCGGCCUACGCACACCGAAUGCCCUACAAGUGGCUGGAGGCAGUGGACGUGCGGGGCGACGUCACCGACAUUGCCGUGGACUCCUUCUACGUGUCCGAGUAUCCUGUCCGGCUGCAGCACUCGUUGCCGGUGAUAAUACCGCUUCAUUACGAGGAAAACGUUGCAACGGUGGCACCCGGCGCCCCACGCAAUCCGAAGAGCGAGUGGCGGGUCCUGUCUUCGCUGAUGAUGAUGUCCUCGCCCGAGUUCGUCUCCCAGCCCAGCAUCGCGCUUCCCUUCUACGGCACCAUUCCCGAGUCGGAGAACCUCAUUGAGGGGCGCGCCCUGCGCAUCGAGGGCCGAGUGCGUCUGAUGCCCCAGAAAUUCAGCUUCGCCCUCCAGAUUGGCCAGGAGAUCUGGCCUCAGCCUACGGUAUCCUUCUACUUCAGCCAGUGCUUCCUUCAGGGCAGGCGCGACAAGAUCGGCAAGGCCAUAAUCACGCGCAGCGCCUAUGUGAAGGGAGAGUGGGUGAACACCCACAUCUCCCGGCUGAACACCUCCCUCCGGCCGGGCAGCGCCUUCGUCAUCCUCAUCGCAUGUCGGAAGCAGUACUACGAGUUGUUCGUCAAUAACAAGUCCCUCUUGCAGUUCAAGUACCAGAUGCGUCCCGAGCGGGUCAACAUCAUCAACAUUCGCGGCGACAUAAAGUUAUGGGAGGUCUUCAUGGAGACCUCCAAUCCUCUACGCAGCGGAUCGCUCAUGGGACGCACUUUCACGACGUGGAGGAAAACUAAAUUAACCAAGUGAACCAGGUCUGUCUGCUCGAUGUUUCCUCUCUGUGGAGUUCAAAUUUGCCACCCAGUCCGAGUCCUGUAAUUUUUCCUGUAGCUCAAUCGAAAUUGAAGAGAGAACAAUGAAAUUUGGUCUUUUAUAAUUUUA